UCUUAUGAACCUUUCCUCCCCUCUGCCUUUUCCUCCCCUCCCCUCCCCAGUUCAGAUCAGCUCAGUACACUACUGUACUCUCCCCAGUCACCCGGCAGUGGCAGCAAGCAAUACAAAAGUGCUUACGCGCUCUCCCCGCAGCUUCACUUUCUGCUUCGUAUUCACCAGCCCGGUUGCCAUCAAUCAUGGCCGCCGGAGUACAAAUCUAACUCCCCGUCUUUCCUCCUUGUCGCGUGGACAGGAGGAUUACUGUCAUUUUUUUAUGGUGAUUGGAGGAAGAUAUAUCAUCCGAUUUGUUUUGGGGAUUACAAUACGUUUCACGGGGGAAGGACCAUUCAUGUCAAUACUCCAAAAUGCAGCCGCCGCCGAGGAAGGUUAAAGUGACACAGGAGCUGAAGAACACGCACACGGACCAGCUGACGAGACUGCACUUUAAAAAUCAGACUGAAUGCGACCUGCUGGAAGACAUGAGGAGCUACAGUCUGAAGAAGGGACAGCUUGAGAAGGAUUAUGCACAGGCUUUGCAGAAGUUAGCCAGCCAAUACCUUAAGAGAGACUGGCCUGGAAUCAAUCCUGAUGACCAGAGAACAGACUACAGGAAUGUGUAUGCAGUGUGGCGGUCUUACUUAGAGGGUACAGUCCAGGUGAGCCAAUCUCGACUCAAUGUGUGUGACGACUAUAAGAGUCAAGUUUCAGAUCCUGCAAAGACGGUCAGACUGUACAAGGAGCAGCAACUAAAAAAGAUCAUCGAUCAGUUGAGUGGUAUUCAGGCCGAGCUGCAGGAGUCGGUGAAGGAAUUGGCAAAAGCCAAGAAAAAAUACUACGACUGUGAGCAGGUUGCCCACGCGGUACGAGAAAAGGCAGAUAUAGAGGCCAAGUCUAAACUGGCUCUUUUCCAGUCAAGAAUUAGCCUUCAAAAAGCGAGUGUAAAGUUGAAAGCAAAGAGAAGCGACUGCAACUCGAAAGCAACACAGGCCAGGAAUGACUACUUACUAACACUAGCCGCCGCCAACGCUCACCAUGACCGUUACUAUCACACAGACCUACUCCAAUGCAUACAGGCCUUGGACGGCAGGAUCUAUGAGCACGUGAAAGACUACUUGAUAGCAUUGUGUCGCACUGAGCUCGAAGCCUCACAAGCGUCACAUAACACCUUCCAGUUCCUGUUGGACAAAUCCACCAGGAUAAUACAAGAGUUCAAUCAGCAGUUGUUCAUGCAAGAGAACCCAGUUUUCCACAAAGCACACGACUUCCAGUUCCAGCCCAGCGAGUGUGACAAGACUCUGAGCUUGGUGCCGCAGUUGGUGGACAUUGAGCCUUCACCCGUCAGUGCCAUGAGAAUGACCCUGGCGCAGAGUCGUCAGCUGGAGUCAGAGAUGGGGACCACAGAGGAGCACAGCCUGAACAAGGAGGCCAGGAAAUGGGCAACACGAGUCGCCAGAGAACACAAGAAUAUCAUACACUACAAGAGAGUGAGACACCAAAAUUCACUGGAGGAGUGUGAGAGUCAUGGUCUGCCCCCCACUGAACAGGGAAGAGCAGAUAUGGAGAUGAAGAUAGAGGAAUCCAAAGAAAACAUACGCAAAGCUGAGAUAAUAAAGUUAAAAGCCGAAGCACGUUUGGACCUCCUGCGGCAAGUGGGCGUUGCUGUGGACACCUGGCUGAAGAGCGCCAUGAACCAGGUGAUGGAGGAGCUGGAGAAUGAGCGCUGGGCCAACUACACUUCCCACGAUCCCUCACUGUCGGGUACAGUUGACCUUGAGCGUGAAAACGGCGACGAGUGUGAAGAGAAUAUGGAGGUUUUCGACGACAGCAGCUCCAGCCCUUCGGGAACCCUUCGCAACUACCCGCUGACCUGCAAAGUCCUCUUUUCAUACAAGGCUUCUCAGCCCGAUGAGUUAACCAUUGAUGAACAGGAAAUGUUGGAGGUCAUUGAGGAUGGGGACAUGGAGGACUGGGUCAAGGCUCGCAAUAAGACGGGUCAAGUGGGUUACGUUCCUGAGAAAUACCUCCAGUUUCCCUCGUCCAACAGUCUGCUGAGCAUGCUUCAGUCACUGGCAACACUGGACGCUCGAUCGCAUACUUCUUCCAAUUCAACCGAACCAGAGUUACAGUCUGGCUGUAUCAACGGGGAUACUAAUAUGGUCUACGUACGAGCACUUUAUGAUUACGAAGGCCAGGCGGAGGAGGAACUCUCUUUCUCGGAGGGCGCAGUCAUUCGCCUUUUAAGCCGUGAUACUCAGACAGACGAUGGCUUCUGGGAAGGGGAGCUUAACGGAAGGGUGGGCGUCUUCCCCUCUGUUUUGGUGGAGGACCUGACAGAGAAUGGAGAGACCGGAGUGGGAGGGUCCAAUGACAUACAGAUUUCUCCCUCUGCGAAGCUGCCAUCAUCUCUUCCCCCUCUUCCACUGUAUGACCAACCUCCCAUAAGCCCUUUCACCAGCCCAGAGAGCUCGACCCCGACGUCCCUCCCUCGCUCGCCCUCUGUGGCGCUCAACGGGGAUCACAAGCUUCCACUGCCCGCCUCGUCACACAAGGCCCCAUUAACCGCCGCCAAUCAAAAUUCUGGCAGGAGUCCAGUGUCGCCUGGGUUUCAGACGCAGCUGUCUCGGUUCCCCCCUGACGGAGGUCCAGGAAAGCUACGACCUGUGCGCGCCGCUCCUCCGCCGCCCAAGCAGCCGUCCCGCCGGCAACACGGGAAGAGCGACAAGACGGAGGAAGUGGAGAUCACGCUGGUGUAAACCGCCGCACUUGGUCAGACGCGCACUCCGUUACACCCUUCACCGAUGGCGGCACGUGUCCAACUAGCACAGCUCCGAUCUCGAAUCAAACGAACGAAAACGGGACCGAAUUACAUGGAACCCACUGAGCGAGCCCGAAGACCGCCCCCCCCCCCCCUCUCUCGAGCGAGCCCUCGUUCUCCGUCAUCCUCAAGUUGUGCAAGAGGAACGAGCGCAGGGUGCUGUGAGGGGCGGGGGGGUCCACUUAACUAUCCUCUGUAUUUUGCUUCCUAAUGAAGUGCAGUGCGCUCUCUCACCUGCUUCCAUCCUUGCCUUAAAACUUCACCCGAUUGGGCGACGGCCCAGCGCACACUGAAGAGGAGGACACGGAAGAAUGUUUGCAGAGGGAAGAAGUGUUUUUUUUCUGACUUUAUUAAGUUUUUUUUUUUGUAGCUGCGAAACUGCUGUAUUAUUACGACACAUAAUCGGGUAUGGAGACUUGACGGGAAAUAAUUUGUAUGUUAUCAUCAUCAAUCUCUCUCAAUGCAAUAAGUAUGAGCUCCGACACUUCAUUAACAGGAUCAGGUCGGUGCAGUUUUUUGGGUUGCAAACCUGGCCAGAGUCUGUUAUUCCAGCCCGGGUCUCACGUGGAACCGCUGGCUGCUCUCCAAUUGCCCAAAAGGCACCGUUUUUUGCCCCCCGUGUAAGCGAUCAGUGUGGGGUGGGGGUCUGCGUACCACGCAUGGAAGUGCAGGGGGAGGCUUGCCGAGGGCAGUCGUACACGUAUCAUAUAAAAAGUUUGUCGCUGCAUGUUAAAACAAUUUUGAAAGUUUUAACAUGCAACUGACAGGAAUUUGUUUUUGCUCAGCGUAUAUUCAGUUCUUUCAUGAUUCACGCUGACUUACUGUGCCUUUGGUAAUCUUGUGUUAAGCAGCAAGGACAAAGAAGUAUGUGUUGCGUUCCUCCGUUGCAGUAAACGAUAUUUCCUCUUCGCCGUCACAAAAACCAACACGACGUCGUGUUGUUGUGAAUCACCUUCAGACCAAUAAAACAACAUUCGAGCGUAUAAUUAAUGUUAUUUCCGUGAAAAUUUGAUUGGAUUCAAAUGGAGAUGUCCCUCUGUAAAAAAAAAAUAUAUAUAUAUAUAUAUAUAUAUAAUAUGUGUGUGUAAUCAGAGACUCAAGGCCCAUAACUGAUUGAUUGGUGGUAAAUCACUAAAUCACAAGUCAGGCUUCAUAAAGUAAUGCGAAUAAGCAAAGGAUAUCCCACUCCCAUACCAUUUAUAUCUUCUCAUCAUCCGCCAGUGCUGUACGUAUUUCGUGUGUUUAGUACAGUACAUUACUGUCGUCAUAGGAAUGUUAUGAGCAGCGUUUCAUAUUCCGGUACUGUGCGAAACGAGCGAAAGAUCCGAUUCUGAAAGCGCGUUGUAAAUAAUAAAGUCGGAAAGACGGCCCGGAAGGAGACGAAGAAGGGAAAAAGAGAAAAGGAGAGGCUGGAUCCUCCCGUCUGCUCUUUUUUCCAACUCUUCCUCCAACUGUUCCGUCUAACUUUUCUCAAAUGUUUGUACUGUUGGUUGGCGCCGAGUGCGACCCGAUAGCUGUUGUUGUAUUCACAUACAUACGCAUACUCUAUGCAGUUAUGUCCCAUUACACACACCAUGUACCGUUUCUUAGGGUCAUCGAUUGGUUGAAAGUUAAUUCCCGUUAAAAGCAACGAAAUAUUUGGUGUUGAAUUUGUUUUCAUGGGAAUUAUACGGACAGUCAGUGUUUCUGGCAUAGAGAUUUACUGUUUUGUUUUUUGUUUUUUUUUGGGGGGGGGGGUUGUGAGGACUGCUUGUGUUUGCAUCAAGUAUGGAAGGAAAUGUGCCACCAAGAUUUGAAUUAAAAAUGCUACUGAAAAUUUCAUGCAAAAUUCACAUUAUUUCAACGUGAUCACAUUUUCUAAUUGCUGUAUUUCAGUUCAACUUUUCAAUGUUAACAAAUUCAACCUUUAAAAUUCAAACACAAUAUUUUCCGUCUCCUGAGAUUCAACUCGCUACAAUUCACUGUUUGAAAUUCACCGUCUGACACCCACCCAAUCCCGUUAUCCUUUCUUAGUAUGUGACGUCACGUGUAACCGGAUUGGCUGGUUGUUAGCCGAUAAAUUUCAGACAGCGAAUUGUAGAGAAUUGAAUCUCACGGGACUGAAAAUACUACGUUUGAAUUUGUUAACAUUGAAAAUUUAAACUGAAAUCCAGCCAUUAGAAAAUGCGAUCACUUUGAAAUCACAAUGUCAAUUUCACAACAUGAAAUUUUCAGUGGCAUUUUGAAUUCAAAUCCUGGUGGCACAUGUUUACUUCCAUAAUCAAGCCCCAUAUUCAUCAUUUUUAGUAUAAUUUCUCGCUGUCUUGAAUCGGUGCUGGCAAGAAUAGAAAGAGAAACGCUGAACGGAUGAAAAUGACUUUCAGAGUGCGCCACGUUCAAUUUAGUUUUCCUCAAUGCGGACGGACCCCUCAAGCCUUUAAAGUACUUGCCAAAUGGCAGUGUAGCACUUUUUAUUUCUUUCUACAUCCCCCUGCAAAGUAGCAACAACUCCACUGAAGAUCUGAUGCCGGUGUCAGAUUCCCUCGUCACUCUGAAUUUGAAAAUGGCCUCAUUUCUUUCGGCGUGACUGCCGUUUUUAUUUCGUUUUCUAAAGAGAGACAUUGUGACAUUUGCGCAACUCAGAAAAUUGAAAGGAUUUGUACUGUUAGGAUAUUUCCAGUGAGGGUGUUUUCAUUUGUGUGUGUGUGUGUGUUACAAUGUCUCGCUGAUUCUGUACAAUCAAAAGAUUCAAAUAUCAGUUUAAAUCGAUAUUUUCUUGUAUAACAGUUCUACGUAAUUUAAUUUGGAGAAUUGAAUUUCACAUUUGGGUGUUUCACCCACACUUAUUCAUUUGUGUUGAAAUUAGAGACAGGCAUAACAUUUUUCAACUAAUUUGAUGAUAACAAUUAACGGAUUUUUUUUUUGUUAAUUUAGUAUUUAAAAAAAAAUCCUGAUGCCUGUGUGGAACUAAUUUACAUUUAGGGAAAAAAAGAAAAGAAAAAGGACCAGUGUGGUGGUUUUCUGUUUCUAUAAUCUCAAGAACACUGGUGACAAAUUAAUAAUCAUUUUUCAGUGCUGAGACAUUAGACGAAAUAUGACAAACGGUGAAUAUUUAAUCGAAAUGUCAGUGUUUGUGUCUUUAUAACGAACAAAACGAUAGUAUUGUUGCAGUUAGGAUGUAGGAGGGGACAAAAGUAGGUAAAAUGUGCUACCAUCAGAAAUAGGAUAGAUAAAUACCCUUUUUAAAAAACAUUUUUUUUUACAUAACAUGCUAUGAAGCAUCUGUCAUGAUUGGGAAUGCUUUUCUACACAUUGGAAUGUUAUUACAUGGUUAUUACACAGCAUCGGAUCCAAAACCUCACCUCCCCUGCCGUGAGAAGAAAUCCGGAUCACGAUCAUAAACGGUCCGGUCGAGGAAACAAGAACGGCAACCUCUGCUCGAUCUCUCUGAGAUCUUUAACGUAAUGUCCAAACUUAUUUUGAAGUUUAUUGUUUACAGUCGCGUCCCUCGGAAGCUCUUCUCAUAAACUCUCAACUGGUUUAUUGUGAAAUGAUUUUAUUAGCAGUUUCCACUACAAAACCGACACUUUUUUUUUUUUUAAAGUCCUCCUUCAGUUUUGCCGCGCUGUUUUGAUUUUUGAAGAAAUUUUCUUUUUAAAUCCACAAGUUUGGAUGCGCUGCACACUUCCUUUUAAUUAUUAGUGAAGUUGUACAACCGCCGGCCUUUCUCUCUUGUUGGGCUGUUGCCAUGGUGACAAAUAAUGAGAACAGGCGCAUAUGAUUACUGGCUCUCCAAAAAAAAAAAAAAAAAAAAAGCAAAGUUUGUAUUUAUUGUGUACAAAUGUUAAUUAAUAAAAGAAU
This is a messenger RNA of Syngnathoides biaculeatus (alligator pipefish), 6643 nucleotides long. Its product is annotated as F-BAR and double SH3 domains protein 2-like. The record is from RefSeq and is a predicted model, not a curated record. NCBI's taxonomy places the organism in Eukaryota, Metazoa, Chordata, Actinopteri, Syngnathiformes, Syngnathidae. The coding region runs from base 354 to 2741 and encodes 795 amino acids. Gene Ontology annotation, molecular function: protein binding. Gene Ontology annotation, biological process: regulation of actin filament polymerization; neuromuscular synaptic transmission. The transcript is spliced from 22 exons. Gene Ontology annotation, cellular component: recycling endosome; neuromuscular junction.